This is a messenger RNA of Ipomoea nil (Japanese morning glory), 1029 nucleotides long. RefSeq lists its product as uncharacterized. The record is from RefSeq and is a predicted model, not a curated record. Lineage: Eukaryota; Viridiplantae; Streptophyta; Magnoliopsida; Solanales; Convolvulaceae. The transcript has a single exon. Bases 1 to 1029 code for a protein of 342 amino acids.
AUGGCGUUUAUAUGGAUCAUUUAUAUUUUCUGUGUCUAUCUUGUUAUUCCGAAUCAAGACGGCAAUUUCCUGCAUCUUGUGCCGAGCCGAUCUGCAACGAUCAUCAUGGAUGCCCGUUCCCUGGAGCAACAAUGUUCGGAGCUCUCUCUGGUUAAAGAGGAGACGGGGGGAUUGGAGGCGCCGGAGCUACAAUCCGUACCUGAUGCGGCGAUCCACCACAACCUCGUAGGGCGGUUUCUCACCGACCGCCCGAUCAAGAUCGAUCAUAUGCAACAAGUGCUGGCGUCUGUCUGGCGUCCGGUCAUGGGCAUGUAUGCGGUAACUCUUGCCGAUGACCUGUUCCUGUUUCAAUUUCCCCACCCGAAAGAUUUGCAACGUGUGAUCGCCGACGGGCCUUGGGCAUUCGACAACCAAUUGUUGGUAUGUGACCAGGUCCCGCCGGGAGUCAGACCGGAGGAUGUAGCGUUGGAUUCUAUUCCAUUUUGGGUCCAGGUCCAUGGCCUGCCGGGGAUGUAUGCAUCCCCCAAUUUCGUAACUAAGAUCGGCGACUACGUCGGGAAGUUUAUCGCGGCGGACCCCCUCAACUUUGGAGGGGCUUGGAGAAGCUACUACAGGAUUAGAGUUCGGAUGGACAUAUCGGCACCACUGAAGCGUCGCAUGAAAUUGGUGCGCCGAGAUGGGACAUCCCAGUGGAUCACAUUCCGGUAUGAGCGCUUAGGCACAUUCUGUUAUUGCUGUGGGAUUCUUGGACACUCAGACAAAUUCUGCAAGGUGGUCUAUGAGCAGGGUAUAUUGUCGGAGGCAUUCCCCUUCGGGGCAUGGCUACGGGCAAGUCCAAGGAGGCAGGUGAAGCCGGUAGGGGCGCGGUGGCUGCUGUCCAUUUCAUCACAACCUACGGUGGCAGAGAACAGCCCCACUGCCGGACUUCUCCCAGCAGACAUGGUGGCGACGACAGAAAGCGAUGGGCUGCAGGAUGAGCUUAAAAGGCGCCGGGAGGAAAUGAUACGAACUGAUGCUAUGCCGGCAUAG